Messenger RNA from Amorphotheca resinae ATCC 22711, 2053 nucleotides. RefSeq lists its product as hypothetical. Lineage: Eukaryota; Fungi; Ascomycota; Leotiomycetes; Helotiales; Amorphothecaceae. The coding region runs from base 1 to 1917 and encodes 638 amino acids. Gene Ontology annotation, molecular function: protein binding; protein serine/threonine kinase activity; ATP binding. Gene Ontology annotation, cellular component: nucleus; cytoplasm. Gene Ontology annotation, biological process: protein phosphorylation; meiotic recombination checkpoint signaling. The record is from RefSeq and is a predicted model, not a curated record. The transcript is spliced from 7 exons.
AUGUCUGAGGAGACGCAGUUGCCAGAGGCCGAGAAUGGCUUUGCUGAUAGCAUUGCCAAUUUCGAGUUUGAAUCCUCCGAUGGCAAGAAGAUAGACAUUCCUCUCUACCUCGAACAGGAGCUUCUGAUUGGCAGAGACGGCAACUGCAAUUGGGUUAUCACGGAUGAUAGAGUUUCUAAGCAACAUUUUCGCAUCUACUCCAUCGUGUACGAGAAAACUUGCGCUACUAUUCCUCCAUUGGUCUAUUGUGAGGACUUGGAAUCUCUCAAUGGAACAUAUAUCAAUGAUGUUAUUGUCGGCAACAUUUCCCGAGGAAGAACAAGGCGUCUCCUCUGUGAUGGUGACUUGAUAGAGAUCAAACCAUUCUGGAAAUUCCGAUUCCAUCAAGAGAUUCACGAACCAGUCGUUCGCGACGAAAGAGAAUUGGAUGAUCUAGAGCAUUUCCACAGACGCUAUGCCGUCACUGAUAGAAAGCUUGGCUGCGGCAAAUAUGGCAAGGUGUAUCUGGCAAGAGAGGUAUCCACAGCGAAGCAGGUGGCAUGCAAAAUCAUUGAUUUCGAUAUGGCCAUAGACAAAAAAAGGGCAAUGCGUGAGGUCAACAUUCUUGCCAAAAUCACUCACCCGAAUAUUAUCAAUCUUAGAAAAGCUUUCUGUUCACACGACGCGUUAUACAUGUUCACAGACCUGGCGUCUGCAGGUGACUUAUUCUCGUACAUGCAAUCUCACGGCGGACGUCUCGAUGAUUAUCAAUGUCGUGUUAUCACUCGACAAGUCGCCCUCGCCGUCCAAUUCUUGCAUUCAAAAAACAUUGCUCAUCGUGACAUAAAACCAGAAAACGUUCUUGUGAGCGACACACGUUUUGGAGGGCGGGCUAUCUUGACAGAUUUCGGCUUUGCCAUCCAGGUAAACACUCGAACGGGCAGGAUGAUGUCCAGAUUAGGUACUUAUGGCUACAUUGCUCCGGAAGUAGAUGCUGUUGAGGAAGCAAACCUAGGCUAUAAGAAAGCCGCAGAUUUGUGGUCACUUGGAGUCCUCACAGCGUGCCUGUUUACUGGCGAAGCCGUCAUCCCGCGUGAUGAGCCAGCUGAAUUGAGCCAAGACGAGGUCAAAGACCGGGUUUCGGGGAUGGUUCAUCGCCGUACUAGACCACAGUGGUUGAAGAUACCCAAACGAGCUCGGCGAUUUAUCCUCAGCCUUCUGGUCAUUGAUCCAGAUUUGCGGAUGACGGCCGAUCAAGCUCUCGAGCACUCAUGGUACUCCAAACCUCCGAGGGAAGCUGAAGCCUUGAAAGCAGCAGUGGAGAGGAUAAACAAAGACUGGAAGCAACGCAAAAUUAACGAUGAGGUUACCGAAGCCCUUCCUGGUGUGGUGCUCAAGAAGCCGCCAGUGGUGAAAAGCCGGUAUAAAGUUCUGGAUGCUUCAGCAUCCCCAUACUUUAGCUUAGAUCGCCACUUGCGCCCGACAAUGCCAUCGACGAGAAAGCGUAUCCUGGAAGAUCUCAACGAAUCAGGCGCUCAAUUUAUAACCGUCAAAGACCCUGCCACUACAGGGAGGAACAUUGCAACUCUGAAGGGUCGAGGAGCGAGCAACAUUAAGGUAGUGGAAGGAAAGGAUUUGUUUGGCAUGUCCAUUGAGACAAGAACCACGCCCCAGUCCGCUCCAGAUCUUGAGGCGGUGGAUCAGAUGUCUGCCGCCCCAGUACCUCUGAUGGGGAAAGAAUUCGAAUUCGGACCCAUAUCUACAAAUCCCUAUUUUAGAGUGCGGUGGAUGCACGAGGUUCCAGUCAGGAAGCGCGCAAGAAAAGAAUCAGAUGGGAAUGAUAGAAGAAUCCACGAUAUUGCCGCGAAGACGUUGCCGCGACUUAGUACGGCAAAGGCACUCAGGGAUGCUGUAAACGAGAUAAGGGAACUGGCGUAGAUGGCGGCAGGCAGACAUAUGUACCUGCUAUGUGAUAUAGGAUGGCAUGAGAUUUGUUGCAUCGGAAAGGAUUGGCAGGCUGUCUAUAUACCCAUUUGCUGUUUGCUGCAAUAAACUCUAUUUGACACUGCAAGGC